Prunus armeniaca (apricot) is the source of this 333-nucleotide messenger RNA. The record is from the annotation of a GenBank genome assembly. NCBI's taxonomy places the organism in Eukaryota, Viridiplantae, Streptophyta, Magnoliopsida, Rosales, Rosaceae.
AUGUUGACUAACAUUGUGAAUUUUGUUAGUGCUUCUGCUAAGCGCCGUAGUGAGUUAAACUUAAUUAGAAAAGUUGAACUCAAUGGGUUGUUGGAUUCUGGAGAACUUGAGACAGGUAGAGGACUUAAUCAAGCUCGUAGUUUGAAACGAGCUGGAGCCACUCGUUGGGGCUCUCAUUAUGCCUCUAUUACAAGUUUGAUGUGUUUAUUUAAAGAGACUAAAUUACUUAUUCAAGAAAUCAGUGAUCAUGGACCAAACCAACAAUUUCGUGGAGAUGCUGAGAGUAACUAUAUUGCUAUGAUGUCUUUUGAGCCAAAACUCAAGACAUUGUAA